This is a messenger RNA of Hippocampus zosterae (dwarf seahorse), 1310 nucleotides long. It is a transcript of the gene tiprl, whose product is annotated as TIP41, TOR signaling pathway regulator-like (S. cerevisiae). NCBI's taxonomy places the organism in Eukaryota, Metazoa, Chordata, Actinopteri, Syngnathiformes, Syngnathidae. The record is from RefSeq and is a predicted model, not a curated record. Gene Ontology annotation, cellular component: cytosol. Gene Ontology annotation, biological process: TOR signaling.
AGAAGAAAAAGAAGAAGAAGAAGAAGAAGAAAGAAAGAAAAAUAAGAAGACAGGAGCAGCAACAGAAAGCAUAACCAUACUCGUCUAUACUAAGUGCUCUUUGGUGAGCAGAUUUGCAAAUUAACACGUAAGUUUACUUCUCUGAUGCCGAUUAAUAACAAACGGUGGUCUCCAUUUGGGAAGCAGUUAACAGGACGUCAAUUUAAAAAUUCGUCACGAGCUAAAUCGGAAUUGUUCAGCUACAUACCCGUUCAAAAGUUCCCCUGCGAGGGCAAACUUAAUCUGGUGCACAACGUAUUCGCCAAUGUCAACUGGCUUCUGGGAUGCAAUUUGACGCGAUCGUGUUGGUUGUAUUCACCUCAAUUAAAGUUCAUAACCGGCGCUCCCACUGACUCACAUGCGAAAUCAACGAUGACAAGUACAGUGGAUGCUGGCCUUUGAUCCAUCAUGAUUUCACAUGGUUUCAAGAGUAGCAAACAGGACUUUACCUUUGGCCCAUGGAAAGUUACAGCUGCCAAAAACCAUAUCAUGAAAUCUAAAGAUGUUGAAAGACUAACAGAAGAGUUGAAUUUGCCCGCCCUCCCAGAAAUGUUAUUUGGGGAAAACAUCCUGCGUAUCCAACACUGUGAUGGCUUUGGAAUUGAAUUCAAUGCCAUUGAUGCCCUGAAGAGAAUCCACAACACAGAUGACACUGUCCAAGUGGCUUGUGCUCAACAAUGGCAGGAGAGCAGAGUUGCUUCUGAACACCCUCAAGAGAUGGUGAGACCAUACGACUGGACAUUCACCACAGAUUACCGGGGCACCCUAAUAGGAGAGGAAAUGCAGCUCAAGGUGGCUGAGACGACAGAAAGAAUUAACUUGGAGAAGCUGAGGGCCCGUGAACAGAUUGUGUUCUUUGACGAGGUCCUACUCUUUGAGGAUGAGCUGCAUGACCAUGGGGUCUCAAUGAUAAGUGUUAAAAUUAGGGUGAUGCCCACCAGUUUCUUCACAUUGCUGCGUUUCUUCCUACGAGUGGAUGGUGUCCUGAUCAGAAUAAAUGACACACGCCUGUAUCAUGAGGCUGGACAGAAAUACAUGUUAAGAGAGUUCUGCACAAGGGAAAGUAACAUAGCUGAACUGAAGAGUGUUCCUCCUUCAUUGUACACUGAUCCGAAUGAGAUUGCUCAACAUUUAACUUUCAAGCUCAGAGAGUGUGAGAAGUUGGAAUUUCCCGAGCAGGAGCCUGCUAAUGAAGACCUUUAAUGACCAGUUUAUUCUUCUUUAUUUUUUUUGUUGAACGGACUUGUUCAAAUAAUAAAUAAUACAGUCAC